GACCAGGGCUCAUGCGCAGCAUGGGGCGUCAGAGCUGAGAGCGCGCUCUUUAGUCCUGCUUAGCGUUUGAUUUAAAUAGAAAUUUCCUCUCUGGAAUGGAUGGGCUGUUUAGAACAAAGAAUAUGCUACUUCCUAGUUUGGCAGUUUGGUGUCAAAAACAGCAACAAUGUUGCAGGUUUUAUUGCAAUAUUCAGACAAAACGAAAGCAUGUAUCCCAACAUUUUAGGUCCAUGAAUUUGCGAGAGGAAAGCAUGGAAUCCAAGGAGAGCAAACCUGUGGAAAUGACAUGCAAAAGUCAGAGACUGAUGUUACUAGCAGGCCUGAUUUGUCCUGCCAGCCCUGGUUGCUACCAUUACAUGCCAUAUGCAGUCCGAGCAAUGGAGAAGCUGAUCAAGGUGAUAGACCAAGAAAUGCAGGCCAUUGGUGGUCAAAAAAUGAACAUGCCCACAUUGUGCUCAGCAAAGCUCUGGAGAGCCAGUGGGAGGUGGGAGCUGCUGGGCAAGGAACUUUUACGAAUGAAAGACCGGCACAACCAGGAAUAUUGUCUAGGACCUACCCACGAAGAGGCCAUCACAGACCUCCUAGCUUCCCAAGGCUGCUUGUCCUACAAACAGCUUCCCCUCUUGUUAUAUCAGGUAACAAGAAAGUUUCGGGAUGAGCCAAAGCCACGCUUUGGAUUGCUGCGGGGUCGAGAAUUUUAUAUGAAGGACAUGUACACCUUUGAUGCCUCCAAGGAAGCUGCCCUCCAAACCUAUGAAUGUGUGUGUGACGCUUACAGCAAUAUUUUCAACAAAUUGGACCUUCAGUUUGUAAAGGUUCAAGCUGCUACAGGAAGCAUUGGAGGAACAAUGUCUCAUGAGUUCCAACUCCCUGCUGAGAUUGGUGAGGACCAACUGAUAAUGUGUGCAAACUGUGACUUUUCAGCCAAUGUUGAAACAAUGAACUCCAGUGAAAUGGGUUGUCCUGUUUGCAAAGGAAAACUAAUCGAAAGCAAAGGGAUUGAAGUUGGCCAUACCUUUUUCUUGGGCACCAAAUACUCUUCUGUUUUUAAUGCAACUGUCCACACUGCCCAAAAUAAGCCUGUUCCAGCUGAAAUGGGCUGCUAUGGGUUGGGGGUGUCUCGGAUCCUUGCAGCCUCCAUCGAGGUGCUUUCUACAGAGGAUGCUAUCCGUUGGCCAAACCUCAUCGCACCUUAUCAGGUCUGCCUUAUUCCUCCAAAGAGAGGCAGCAACGAGGAGAAAGGAACAAUACUCUUGGAGGAAUUACAUGAUUUUAUUUCUGAAGCAGUCCCUCAGCUUAAAGAUGAGUUGGUGCUAGAUGAUCGGACUCAGCUCACCAUUGGCAAAAGGUUAAAAGAUGCUAAUAAACUUGGAUACCCCUAUGUUAUAAUAGGUGGUAAAAAGGUUUUUGAUGAACCUCCUUUAUUUGAAAUACAGAAUCAAAACACGGGUGAAAUAUUAUUCCUCACCAAAGAGGCCAUUAUUGACUUGCUAAGUAAAGUACAAACUUGUAAAUACUAGAUAUGUGUACAACUCCAGUACUUUUGAGUACUGGAGUUGUAACAUUUUCCUUGCCAUAUUAAACACAUGAUUAUGGGAUAUUAUUCCCUACUUCAGGGGAUUAAAACGAAAUCAAUACAGUGCUGCCUUCUAUCCCAAUGCAUCAUUUGAAUGGGCUGGUCCAUUGACUACAGCGACAUAGCCAGCUCCUACUGCACAAGAUGGAUGUUUUAUUUGGAUGCUGGCUGUUUUUGGAAUCAAGAGAGUCUUUGGGUAACACAGUGUAAUAAUAGCAUCCUAUCAGGAAAGGAUAAAGUUGACUUUGAUUUGAGCUUUUAAAUAAAAUAAAGUAUUUGCAAAUUAA
This is a messenger RNA of Anolis sagrei ordinatus, 1863 nucleotides long. It is a transcript of the gene PARS2, whose product is annotated as prolyl-tRNA synthetase 2, mitochondrial. Gene Ontology annotation, molecular function: ATP binding; proline-tRNA ligase activity. Gene Ontology annotation, biological process: prolyl-tRNA aminoacylation. The record is from RefSeq and is a predicted model, not a curated record. Gene Ontology annotation, cellular component: mitochondrion; cytoplasm. Lineage: Eukaryota; Metazoa; Chordata; Lepidosauria; Squamata; Anolidae.